AUGGAUCCAGAAAUGGCCUUCCACAUCAAGGUCUAUGCAUCAUCAGAUCUUCCCAAUCAACCCUGGAUCUCAAGUCUCACACACAUGGUGAACGCCAGCUACCGCGUCAGCCACACCACCAAAAUAAAGUUCGCCACAACCAAGACCCGACUAUCAACCAACUCCGCACUAUCCGAGGAGCUCGGUGCAGACGGACUCACCGCGGUGGCGCUUGUUGGAGAUGAAAAAUCUCAAAACAUCGAAGUGAUCGGGACCGCAAGUAUGAAGAAAUGGAAAGACGACGGCCUUUGGACGCCUACCACCGAAGACGGGCACGAUGCAAAUCCGGUAGAGAACGCGGCCAAUACUGGAUGUGUCGAUCAAGUGCUUCACCGACAGGCUUGUCCUGGAGACUAUGAGCUAGCUGUUGUUGCUCUCCCGCCAGAUCCACAAUACCGCGGCAGGGGUAUUGCUGGGCAUCUUGUCAAGGCGUGUGAAGAGGAGAUUUUGCGUCAGGAGCGGGUCAAUAGAAAGGAUGUGUCGUCUCCGGUACGAAUUAUGACUCGGGUUACUAAAGAAGAUACUGGUAGCUACUGGUUGAAACAGGGAUUCACAGUUGUUGGUAGCCAGAAGUGUCCUAAGGGGUUCUGGGAUUCGUUGGAGGAGUUUACUAUGUGGGCUAUGAUGCGGGAGUUGUCAACAAUAUAG
This is a messenger RNA of Penicillium samsonianum, 687 nucleotides long. Its product is annotated as Acyl-CoA N-acyltransferase. Lineage: Eukaryota; Fungi; Ascomycota; Eurotiomycetes; Eurotiales; Aspergillaceae. The record is from RefSeq and is a predicted model, not a curated record. Bases 1 to 687 code for a protein of 228 amino acids. The transcript has a single exon.